UGUACUCUGAAUCCUCGAGUGUUUUGCUCAACUGGAAGAGCAAAGCUCCUAUGCGUUACUGAAGUGCCGUUUAUGUUCUCAUCUUAUUCUCAUACUUCUUUUUCACAUUUGAAAGUUAGUUUAUUAACAAUAACAUACCGGUUGGUUGUUUGUCAUGUUGGCCUAUAAAAACAAAAGAUGAGCACAGGUGACACAGGCAGAUUAAAUAAAUAUGUGCUAGUCAUGUUUUUUUUAUACUUCCUUGGUCAUUUUACUCCCCAAACAUAUCCAAUGGGGUGCCAACGCUGCAAACAUUAUACUGUCAAGUUCAUAGACAUAGGAACACCUUCUAUGUCUAUGGUCCAAUUUCAAAACUGUUUUUAAACUACAAUUCCCUGCAUCAUGUGACUUCAAUGCGCAAACUCCAUGCUCCUCUAGCGCAGUCCCUUGAUGCUGACGCGCAGGCGUACACGGAACUACUGAGUAUCAAAUUGGUCUAACAGCGGGUGAUAAAAAUGGUAGGUAUUAUGAAAAUCAUAAACCCAAACGGUAGAUUAAACAUCUACGAAGAUGCACAACAUCGGAGUUAAUGUCGUGAUGCGCGGGGGUGUCCGCUCGCUUCGUACAUAUGCUGUGUCCUUAGCCUGUGUCGCAUUGUCACUUCAUUUUCUGUACCGAAAUUUAUCAACGAGAGAGGGAAGGUCAGUUGUUGAUAUUUUGAGAGCUCGGUCCGCAGUCACUCCGCCGCGCGUUCCUUUCCCUUUUUGGCGAACUGUAACUUUGGUUGGGCAGAGGCGAGAGCUAGCCGCGCUGACGCGAGAACUGGGUCGCGACUCACUGCAGUGGCGAAGCUCAGAGGAUAAAAAGAACAACAGUGGAAGUGGUUCAUUUGACCGUCUUUCUGCACACCACACAUUUGCUAAUUUACGCUGGGACACUCACACAGACCAAUGACCAAUCUUUAAGAAAAAUGCUUACCGAAAUUGUGGAUCACUGACAGUAACGAUUGAAAUCUAGAACGUUGGCUUGGUCCUUAACAUGUCAAUAGUCAUGGUUAGCUUUAUAAUAAGUGUUAUUUUUAGAUAAGGUAAACAUGUAGCUAGUAAGUCAGGAUACUCUGAUGUCUCCCAGGCCAACGUGUGGCUCUGAUGUCAUAUGAACAAAUGUGCUUACUCGACAUGGUUGGAAAUAACUCCCAACUUGCUUGGUUUGUUUGUGUGGGCUGCCCUGAGAUAGCUAAGAGGUCCUCCUACUUGAGUUACAUUCCAAGAGGAUCUUUUUUGCAAGUGGCCUUCCAUAGUUCAGCACAUGUACUAUGCUAUAAGAUAAGAAUCUUCAACCUUUGCUUUAAAUUCUCACAUAUCAUGUGUUGUAUCUCUGGGGACAAAUUUGUAUUUGUUUUGGGCACUUUUGGCAGUAAACAGGGCAACUCCUUUCUGUAUCUGUUUGCCUGUUGGUGUGUGUCUCUGGAUGAGUGUAUUUUGGUCCCUCUGCAUACUCGUCUGUGUCUCUGUUUGUCUGUAUGUGCUGCUAUCGGUCUCGCACCGUGUGCCUGAGCCUACGUUUGAGGGCUUCUCCUUUGUGUCCGUGCAGCACAAGCUGAAGUCGUCACAGAAGGACAAGGUUCGCCAGUUUAUGUCCUUUACUCAGGCUGGGGAGAAGACAGCUGUGUACUGCCUGACGCAGAAUGACUGGAAACUAGAAGUGGCCACAGACAACUACUUCCAGAACCCAGACCUCUACUACAAAGAAUCCAUGAAAACCUCAGUGGACAGGAAGAAGCUUGAACAGCUCUACAAUCGUUACAAAGAUCCCCAGGAUGAAAAUAAGAUCGGGAUCGAUGGUAUACAGCAGUUCUGCGAUGACCUCAACCUAGACCCGGCCAGUAUAAGUGUCCUGGUCGUGGCAUGGAAGUUCCGUGCUGCCACGCAGUGCGAAUUCACCAAGAAGGAGUUCCUUGAUGGCAUGACAGAACUAGGGUGUGACAGUCCAGAGAAACUGAAGGCUGUUUUACCCAGAUUAGAGCAGGAGCUCAAAGACAGUGGAAAGUUCAAGGACUUCUAUCAAUUCACCUUCAAUUUUGCCAAGAACCCUGGACAAAAGGGUUUAGAUUUAGAGAUGGCUGUGGCCUACUGGAAUCUGGUACUGACAGGCCGGUUCAAGUUUUUGGAUCUCUGGAAUAGGUUUUUAUUGGAGCACCACAAGCGGUCCAUCCCAAAAGACACAUGGAAUCUGCUUCUGGAUUUCGGCAACAUGAUUGCUGAUGACAUGUCAAACUAUGAUGAGGAAGGGGCCUGGCCUGUCCUGAUAGACGACUUUGUGGAAUUUGCCCGGCCAAUUGUAACAGGAACCAAGCGCAAGACUGUAUAAUCACAGCCCUGCUCUUCCAGAGGAGUGGGGUCUUGUUUUGCAUUGACUUUGUAGUUUUUUUAAAGACUUGUACAAACAUAUAAAAACAUAGAGAAAAGAAGAGCAGAGAAACACUUGAAGGCAGCAAGAGAAUCCAGUAAAAGCAAGAAACACAGUACGCAGACCACCUGUCAAGGAAGUGCUACUGAUGGAGACCUGGAGAGGAGAGGGAGGCGCACAGGAAACAACGCAAGAUUUGCUUUUGGAGUCGCCAUGUGCACAUUGCCAGCUGUUGGCACAGGCAAGCUAAUUCUAACCUCAGGCUCUUGAAGACGCCGUGGGGACCAUUAUAUAUAAUCUGGACCCCUCUGCACCCUCCCUUGACCGCUAGCUGUGUUACACCUAGGGGAGAGGAUGCCCUCUACCCCCCCACCAUGGCCACCCUUAGAGUUGUGGGUGAGAAAAAGAGAGUGUGCAAAAUCUCAGAGCACUUUGCUGUGUGGUGGGUUCGAGACUUUUAUUUUGGUUGUUUUUAUUCAAGUAUUUCCUGCAGGGCUUGGGAUGGUCGCACUAAACAGAUCCACUUUCUGAGCCAGAGUCCUGGGUUCUGAGCAGCAUGCAGCUUGGCUCAACUCACCAGCACAAACACUAUUGUUACAGUUGUAAUAUACUGUAUCUACUGUAGCAGUAUGUACAGAGAGAAUUCUAUAAAUAAAUCAUAUUAAAACUAUAUAAAAAAAACAAAGCUAGGGAGAGCAAACAAAAUGUGUUUUGCGUACAGUGUGUCAGCUCUGUUAUCUGAUGCCUCAAUAUCAUUUUAUUUCAGGUCAACCGUGUGACCAUAUCAUCUGUUCUUUUGUCGUUUUCUUUUUUGGGUUGUAGAAGUUGGUGUGACUUUGUGCAGUUAUGUGUUUCUCAUCAAUUUUGUUCACUUUUUUUGUCAGAUUUAUGUAAACAAAUAAAUUAUAGCUCUUUAAGUAAAAA
Molecule: messenger RNA, 3312 nt
Organism: Clupea harengus (Atlantic herring)
Lineage: Eukaryota; Metazoa; Chordata; Actinopteri; Clupeiformes; Clupeidae
Gene: dcun1d2a
Product: DCN1, defective in cullin neddylation 1, domain containing 2a
Biological process (GO): protein neddylation
Cellular component (GO): ubiquitin ligase complex
Molecular function (GO): cullin family protein binding; ubiquitin conjugating enzyme binding; ubiquitin-like protein binding
Source: RefSeq, a predicted model, not a curated record